AGUUGGUUUUUCGCAGUGCUUCAGGUUGGGUGUUUAGUAUUGUGAGCUCGCUAUCAAAACGUAACGAAAUACGUAAAAGUGACGAAAAAUCGUUAAAUUAUUACAAGAAAAAAAGUUGAAAAGUUCACAAGUAAUGUCCAGUCCACCAAAAACUGCAAACGUCAUUGAAGAUUGUCAAGGCAGUGGUUCCAAUUCGCCGACCAUUGAAGUAUCCAACACAAAUGGACACGCGUCCACGUGCUCCGAGCGCAGCGAUGGACUCUUCAUGAAAAUGCGGCAAAAUUCUGUGACAUCCAUCGAUAAGCCCGACGCACCGCAAGUGCAGGCGUUAGCCACUAUUGAAGUGCCGCCUAUUAAACGCAAUAUUAGCGAAGGAAAUCUGCUACCAAGUGAGGUGAAAGAGGCGCGAGUGCGUGUCAUCUAUACGGGUGGCACAAUCGGCAUGGUGCGGAAUGAGAAUAAUGUUCUAGCGCCCAUUCCAAAUGCUUUGGUGAAAACGCUACGCAGAUAUCCCAACAUACACGAUGAGAACUAUGCGCAGCUACGCUUCGGCUCGGCAGCUUCAAUGGGUCCGCUCGUACUGCCAUUUGUACAAGGCGAGAAACGACGCGUCAUCUACCAAGUUACCGAAUAUAGUCAGCUCUUAGAUUCUAGUAAUAUGACCAUGCAGGAUUGGGCGCGCAUUGCCAAGGAUAUACAUCAAUCUUAUGAGUUCUUCGAUGGUUUCGUCAUACUCCACGGCACCGAUACACUCUCCUACACCGCUUCCGCGCUAUCGUUUAUGUUGGAGAACCUUGGCAAGACUGUUAUUAUUACCGGCUCACAGAUACCCAUUUUCGAAACGCGCACCGACGGCAAAGACAAUUUUACCUCCGCCCUAAUAAUCGCCGGCAACUAUGUUAUACCGGAAGUGUGUGUCUUCUUCGGUCAUAAAUUGAUGCGUGGCAACCGUACUGUGAAGGUUAGCUCGGAUAGCUUGGAGGCAUUCGAUACGCCAAAUGUGGUGCCAUUGGGACGUAUAGGCAUAAAUGUAGAAAUCGAUUAUCGACUCAUUUUCCGACCAUGCAGCGUCUCGCGUUUUGCGGUGCAAACAACUUUGGAUGAAAAUGUGGGCAUCUUGCGUAUUUUCCCGAGUAUUUCGAGAUCGUCAAUACGCGCAUUCUUGGCGCCGCCUAUGAAGGGCAUUGUACUGCAAUCGUUCGGCUCUGGCAAUGUGCCAUCGAAUCGCAAAGAUUUUAUCGAAGAGCUGCGGGUGGCAUGUGAUCGAGGUGUAAUCAUUAUAAAUUGCACACAGUGUACCAAUGGCGGUGUGGUGGCGCUUUAUGAUACAGGCAAAGUGUUGUUCGAUAUUGGCGUGCUGCCGGGAUAUGAUAUGACACCUGAGGCAGCGCUGACGAAGCUUUCUUACGUGUUGGGUAAAGUGGGACUCUCUUUGGAGCAAAAGAAGGAGCAAAUGCAAACCAAUUUGAGAGGUGAACUCACCUCAUCGGUUGGUGCCAAAAUGGAAGAGUUCGAUUUGGUGGAUGCUGUUGCACGCUCUAUGCAUUUAUCUACCCCCGAGGAACUGGGUCAAAUGUGUGCCACCCUAUUUCCGGCUAUGCUGAACACAGCCGUGCAGGAAGGUGACAUCAAUAAGAUUAUCAACCUAAAAGCGUACGGUGCUGAUCUCUCUUGCGUGAAUCACGAUCAUCGCACAGCGCUCCAUCUCGCCUGCAAUCAGGGCAAUUUUGCUGUUGUCAAUCAUUUACUAAUGAAUGGCGUAUCAGUGCACAUACGUGAUCAUUACGACCGCACUCCACUCUUAGAAGCAAUCGCAGGCGAUCAUCACGACAUUAUACAGAUACUUAUCAACUGUGGUGCCCAUCUUACGGGUUCAUCACGCGCCAUCGGUGAGCAGUUGUGUGCUGCUGCUGCACGUGGCGCCCUAUUGCGACUAAAGUCUUAUCAACUCGCUGGUGCUGAUUUGGCGCAACCUGAUCCCUCUGGUCGCACAGCGCUGCAUUUGGCCGCUUUACAUGGUCAUGCGGAAUUGGUGCGCUUCCUGUUGGAUAUUUUUGAUAACCCAAAGGUAAAAGAUAUGCUAGAUCUUACACCAUUGGACUAUGCUGUCAAAGGAGGUCAGCAGGAGAUUAUACAAAUGCUGGGCGGUCGAGCAACAACGCCAGAAGUAAAUGGGGGAAGAAAGUAAAAAUUUAGCUGUAUAUUGUUUACUUAUUUGUAUUUAAUUACGAAAAAUGGCUGUAAUUCAAAUUAAACGAUAUUCGCGAAAGGCGAAUGUCCUUAAAAACAUGUAAAUACAUUACAAACGCUUUGCACUUAUUUACGUAGCCUUGUAUUAGCUCUAAAAUGUUAGAGCGUUGAAAAUUUUAAAUAAAUUUUAUAGAAAACGAACCAAUUAAAAAGUAAUGUAGAAAAUUUUUAAAAUUAAAUUAAUCCAAUUUAGUUGCAGGUUGUAAUUUUCAGAGCUUUUUCCAAGAUUUGUAUUAGUUUAAAAUAUAAAUUAUCCGCAGAAUACGCAAUAUACCAAUAUUAAUCAUACAUGCAUUUUCGAGAAAAGGAAUUGGAUACCUGUACUUAAUUUGUAAACACAUAUGUACCUAUGUAUAUGUAUGCAUAUUCAUCAUUUUAGCUACUACGGAUACAUACUUAAGUCCAUACAUAUGUUUAAUGUAUGUAUUUGUUAAUAAACUACUAGUUGUUG
This is a messenger RNA of Rhagoletis zephyria (snowberry fruit fly), 2701 nucleotides long. RefSeq names its product L-asparaginase. NCBI's taxonomy places the organism in Eukaryota, Metazoa, Arthropoda, Insecta, Diptera, Tephritidae. The record is from RefSeq and is a predicted model, not a curated record. Gene Ontology annotation, molecular function: protein binding; asparaginase activity. Gene Ontology annotation, biological process: amino acid metabolic process.